Exophiala oligosperma is the source of this 1314-nucleotide messenger RNA. RefSeq lists its product as uncharacterized. The transcript has a single exon. NCBI's taxonomy places the organism in Eukaryota, Fungi, Ascomycota, Eurotiomycetes, Chaetothyriales, Herpotrichiellaceae. The record is from RefSeq and is a predicted model, not a curated record. The coding region runs from base 1 to 1197 and encodes 398 amino acids.
AUGCCUCAUACGACCCGAAGGAAGAACAAAAAGACACAACAAUCCCAAAACAAACGCAGAGAAAUCGUCGAUGAAGAUGGAUGGAUCAGAGUUACGAGUGCGACUGGUGGAGGUAUUGCACAUCGGGGUCACAGAACGAGUGCUGUCGGCUUUAAUGAAGAAGGGGGAAAUAAUAAUGAUAGUAAUAAUGCAGUCGUCGCGGUGACCAAAGACGUUUCUCGGUCUCGAUCUGGGUCGGAUUCGUCGGCAGGAUCAACAUCACAAAUGGUCUUCACGUGGGGUGGCGUCGACGGUACGGUGGUGACCAGAACGAUACAGGCGUCCCCUUGGAACCCCAUGAGCGUGUCGAAACGUGUCACGGUCGACGACGUUCGCGUCCGGUACGACAUUGUCGAACAAAGGUUUCGAAAGACAUUGUUUUGUGAGAGACUGAAGGAUGUACUGACGAGGAGGAUCCUGCCACCAACGUCGACGAUGACGACGCGGGAAGGGGGAGAAAUAAAAGCAAAAGCAAAAGCAAGAGCAAGAGCAAAAGCAAAGAGAAUAAAAAAUUGUGUCCUUUUCGGAUCCGGAAGUCUCUCUGGUGAUGAGGUCCAUUGGAUCGAUCGUCGAGAAUCUGCGCUUUAUCAAGUUUCUGCUUUUCUCACCGUCGUGGAUAUCAUUGCACGACUCCAAGGGACGCGUCCGGAAUGUCUAGCUCAAGAACCUGGAUACAAUUCGGUGGACGUUGAGGUUUUGAAGGGGUUGGGUGUGAAGGUGGUUGUACACCCCGAUGGGUUUGAAGCGUUGAAGACCACAACACCGGCGAUGACGACACCGACCACGACGACAACAACAACAACAGCGGCACAAAAUGAGAGCGAUGACCAUGACGGAAAAAAUACGAUAAUGGUUUAUUCACCCGCAGCGGAAAUGGAAGUGGAAUAUCAAAUCUUGAGUCUUGAACCCCAAAUUUGGUUACACAGAUCAAUCGAUCAUUUGUUACUUUCGACUUCGAGUUCGAGUUCGAAACAAACUUUUUCGUCGAGAGAAAGGGAAGCAAACUCCAAAUUGAUACAAAAUUUCAGACAAGAGUAUGAGUUUACAAAAUUACCAGAGGUCGAAGUCAAGAAUUUUCCAUUUCAUGAUUCCGUGAUUUGGUGGAAGAAAGAAAAACACGUCCGGAUCAUGACUAUCGCGGACGAAAUGGGAAUAUGAGAAAAUGACGACAAUGAGCGACACAAUCAAAUCCGACAUCCUAUGGGUACGAUCAAGAUGUGUGUGUGUGUGUGAGAGAGAGAGAGAGAGAGAUGUGUCACCGGGGAUUUUUACGUG